UUGCUGUAGUUUAGCGGGUCUCGACUUGACAACAUAGCCAAGUUUACAAGCAGUGUGUGUAAGUGUAGCAAUUCUGAUGGGAUUUAAAUAUUAUAUUGUGUAUUUAUUUUAUUAGUUAACUCUACAAUACACAAAUAUCAACAGGAUUUUUGUAGUUUAGUACCGGCUCUCUGCCAGAGUAUGUUAAAAUACUAACUAGCUGCUAAUGCUAAUAUGAGCUAACUAGGAGCUUUCUUAUUUUGUGCUGGGAAGCGGUUUCUGCGUUUAUUGUCAUCUCAAGCAGCUCCCAAGUAGCAGAACCAUUCAGUACUUAGAUGGCGGUGGCUCCUGCCUCGAUGGCCGAUAAGAUCAUAGUCCUCGACGAUGACGAUGAUAAUACCGACAUAGAGCAGCGACCUCAACCUUCAUCAUCUGAGCUUCGGGCCAAAAAUGUGUCACCACCUAAAAAUCAGCAUCUGGUACAAACCCACAUCGCACCGUCACCUUUUAGCUUAGCGAAGAAGAGUACAAAAGCUCUGCAGGUCCAGAACCAGAAGCUGUUUGACGAGUUUGUGCAGCACUGCACUCCUCUCACCAACGAGUGCCCAGAGGUCCUGACCUUCCUCCAAACCAAACACAGCAAGGCCUGUCCGGACUACCUCUGCUCCGUGGAGUUCAGGAACUCUCUGGGUCAAUGUCUGACUCGAGCUCAGGGCAACGUCGGCAAAACAUUUGUCUACAUUAACGAACUGUGCACCAUGUUGAAGCAGCACUCCGUGAAGAAGAGGCAGACCCUCAGCAAGGUGGAGCCCUCUGCUUCUGAAUCAGGAAGUCAUCAGUCUACCUCCGCAUCGCUCAAAAGCAAAGAUAAGAGGAAAGGUGGGACAGGGGAGGAGGAAGAUGGUGUUCAGUCAGAGGAAAAGGAGCAGCCUACCACCUCAGGAGAUCCAGGGGAAACCAGAGAGGAAAAUCCAGAAGCUGACAGGAAAGCCAGGAGAGCGCUAAGGAAACAGAUUGCGUACCUGGAGAACCUGUUGAAGCUCUACAACGAUGAGAUCUACCGGCUGCAGCAGGUGGAGCUCAGCUUAGACGACAUGGAGACGGAGAACUCCACCUACAUCCAGGAGCACAAACUCAAACGGAAGAUGAUGAAGAUUUAUGAAAAGCUGUGUGAACUGAAAGGCUGCGGCUCACUAACAGGCCGAGUGAUUGAACAGAGGAUCAGAUACACCGGAACCCGCUACCCAGAAAUCAACAAAAGGAUUGAGCGCUUCAUCAACAGCCCAGGGACGCACAACAAACCUCCAAAUUACUCAGACAUCCUGCAUCAGGUGGUGCGAGCAAACAAGCGCCACGGCCUUUGUCUGAACGCGGAGCAGCGGGAAGAGGUCGCCCGGGAGGCGUUCACGGAGACGGGAAAACGCGUGCAGGAGCGGCGCCACCUGGACCUGGUCUACAACUUCGGCUCGCGCCUCACAGACACUUACAAGCCUGCGACGGACCCGGCUCUGAUGGACCCGGCUCUGUUGAAGAAGUUGCGCUCCAACAGGGUAGUUGCUUUGUCCCGUCUGGAGGAAGUCAUCAAUAAAUACGCUGUGGAGCAGGACAUGGUGGACAAGGAGAAGCUCCGGAUGGACAAGGAGAAUCAAAAAGUGGGAGAGAAAUCAAAGACCAAGCAGACAAACGGAGUGGCUCAGGAUGAGGAGGAUGAGGAAGAGGAUGAGGAUGAGGAUGAAUCGUCAGACCCGGACAUAGAGGACGAGAUCGAGGCCAGCACUCAGCAGCACGGCGCAGAUGACGAUGAUGAUAAUGAGGAAGACAACGAUAACGAGGCAGACGAAGCCGGCGACGACGCUGACAACAAAGAGGAUCAAACGUUGGAGGAGACAGGAAGCACAAAGGAUGAAGACGAUCCGGCGUCCGAUGAAACUCAGAUCUCCCCGAUGUCCGACGUCCGGUCGCCCAGAGACAGCCCCAGCCAAUCAGAGUCCAUGCAGACCGACGAACAGCUGCCGUCGUCAAAUGGGAGCCCAGCGGCUCCGCGGCAAUCCGAGGACUCGUCCAAUCAGGUGUCAGGCGUUGCUGUAGCCGAUGAGCCCACAGAUCUCCCAUCAUCCCCUGCAGCAGCCGUAACCAAUGGGAAUCCUUCGCCGGAACAAAAAACCGUCUCAGUGGAACAAAGCAACACGCAGACGACCAACGGCACGACUCCGGUUCCCAGCCCGAGAACCACGAGGAGCCUGAAGAGGAAGAGGGAGGAAGUGAUGUCAUCAAACUCCAGAAGCACAAAGCAGAAGAUGAGUUAUGACAGCAACGCAGACAUCCCUCUGGACAUGGGCGUUAUUUGCUGCGGUUCUCCACAGAAGGAGGAAUCGUCUGUACUCGACACUCUCACUAAGAACCCGACCGUCAGCGUUCAGUCGACGCCGCCGCCCAAGAAGAACAAGGUUAACGUUGCGACUCAGUGCGACCCAGACGAGAUCAUCGUCCUGUCGGACUCGGACUGAAAACAGGAACACGUUGAUUUUCCAACGGCCUUCCUGAAAAUGGGCUGACCUCUGCUGACCCUGGAGAACUGGAACAAGACGAUGACCAGGAUGCAGUUUCUGUUUUCUGCCUGCAGGGGGCGCUCUCUGGUGGGUUUUCACCGCAGACCUCCAGCUGACGCUGUGGUGGAGAAGACGUUUCAGGAUGAUGAGCUGAACGGUCGGACAUGUUGAGUUUUCCUCCUUGAAGGAGCUCAGUUCAGGGAGCAGCUCGUCUGUUUACAUUUUCUACGUUAUCUCUGCAGACAACAGGCGGGUUUGGGUUUGUAUAAAAAUAUUUCUGAUAUUUUCCUGAUUUCCUGUUUGUGCUGCUGAGGCGACAAACUGAUUGCUCAGAUGUUUGACGCAGCAGCAGAAAUACGUAACAGUCUCAUUUUUCCUUUUCCUCUCGGCCCUUAAAAGCAGAUUUUACCACACAGUCUAUAAACAGCUUCCUGAAAGCUCGCCCUAAAAGACCAAAACAAUAAAAUUUCCUUUUUUUCCAUCAAAUAUUUCAAUUACAUUUUUAAAUUGCUGUAGAUUUCAGACUCUGUUCUCCCUCUAUUGGUUCUCCCUUUAAAAAUGCGUAAAAGCACAUAAAAAAAAAAUCAAGUUUAAAGAUGUAACACAAUCUAUGGAAGCAACUGAUUGUUUAAUAAAAAUUAUAUUUACUAACAUGAAGGGAUAUUCUCAAAUUAUUUUUUUCAGCUUGUUUUUAUGUCUUGCCUACGAUGGCCUGUUAGGGCCUCUACAGUUCUCUACAGUAGAGAAAAAGGAAUAUAUUCAAAAAGUUUGAGAUUAAUCUCAGACAUUUUCUAAGAAAAACAAGGACAUUCUGAGUUUGAAAAGUUGAACAUUUUUUAGAAAAAAAUCUGGAAUCUUGAGUCGAAUCUCUAAAUUCUAGAAAAAUCUUGGAAAUGGACUUUUGGAGUUUCGAAAGUCCAAAUUUUAGACCUGGGAAAUUUUCUAGGAACAUUUUCCCAUGUCUUUUUCCAAGAACAUUCCUGAGAUUCACGUCAGAAUUCCUGAAUUGUUCUUGCAAAUUUUUGACUUUUGAAACCCAGAAAUUUUCUAGAAAUAAACGAAAAUUUCAAAUUAAUCUGACUUUUUUUUUUCUUGUAAAUUUUCAACCUUUUUUUCAAGAAAAUUUCUGGGUUUAAUCUCAAAAUUCAUUAUUUUUUUUCCUGGAAAGUACACUUUUGUUUCUGUCAGCAAUGACCCGAAUACCACGUGGUUCUUUUCCCUUCUGCAGCCAACACUCAGAGCAUUAAAGUAGCCAACACUGCCACCUGCUGACGGUGGUUUGUAGCUGAAUGUUUUUACACCAACAUGUAAAAAAUUAAUUUUUAAUUAAUUAAAACAAUUUAGUUAAUUAAAUUAAUUAUUCCUGGAUGCUUUGCAUAAAAUAUUGCUAAAAAUCUGGUUAACAGAUGGAAAGUAACAAUUUACAUUUCCUGUUGAUCCCACAUGAUCCUUUAGCUCUAUGCAAAUUAGACAUUAAAUCUCCAGAGGUUUAGUUUCUUUUUUGGGGAGUUAAAAUUAAAACCUUCUUCAGCCUCAUUAAUAAAAAUUGCUGGAUUUUUUUGUCCAGUAAAAACAGAGAAACUGAAAACAUUCAUUAGUUGAAUGAAGGCAGCAGAAAUCACAUUUUAGACUUAAUUAACUUAAGCUAAAUGAUGGUUUAUUUAUCUAAAUGAAGCCUAAAUCAUUAUUAAAACUCAGUUAAAGAUCUCAGAUGGUAUAAAAAUAUUCAUCAGUACCUGUUAUUUUUACCAAACGUUAAACAUUUUCCCCCUAUCAUCAGAAAUCGCUUUAUUGUUUAUUAUUCAGUGUUUUUAUUCUGUCCUGCUGAAAGAACUGAACUUUCUGGUUUGUGUGUUUUUUUUAUCUCUGGAAUAUUUUUGAAAGAGUUUUGCACUUUGCAUUUUCAGAACCCGAUGAAUAAAAUGUCAUUUUUAAAUCUGCUGUUGUGCGUCUGCUGGUGGGUUCGAAUGUCUUCAGGUUUUCUAUCCCAGGAUUAAAAACUUAUUGAUUAGAUUUUACCUUGCAGGUGAAUUUCUCUUUCUGGGGGUAAAAACUCUUUUCAGAGUUUAAGGAUGUGAAUCGUUGUGUUUCUACAGACUCUCCUCCUCUGUCCAGACAAAUGUCCUUUCAUUCACUGUGAAAUAUUUUCCUUUUUUUACUUUGAUAUGAAGAUAAAUAAUAAAAAUAGCUAUAAAACA
This is a messenger RNA of Xiphophorus hellerii (green swordtail), 4726 nucleotides long. It is a transcript of the gene daxx, whose product is annotated as death-domain associated protein. NCBI's taxonomy places the organism in Eukaryota, Metazoa, Chordata, Actinopteri, Cyprinodontiformes, Poeciliidae. The record is from RefSeq and is a predicted model, not a curated record. The transcript is spliced from 11 exons. Gene Ontology annotation, cellular component: nucleus; PML body. Gene Ontology annotation, biological process: negative regulation of DNA-templated transcription; regulation of apoptotic process; nucleosome assembly. Gene Ontology annotation, molecular function: transcription coactivator activity; transcription corepressor activity; histone binding. The coding region runs from base 315 to 2486 and encodes 723 amino acids.